AUGGUAAGAGAAGGCAUUGUGCUAGGACACAAAAUCUCAAGCAAGGGCCUCGAGGUGGACAAGGCUAAGGUGGAAGCAAUUGAGAAGCUACCUCCCUCUACCACCGUAAAAGGGAUCAGAAGCUUCUUGGGACAUGCUGGGUUCUACAGACGUUUCAUUAAAGACUUCUCCAAAAUCGCCAAACCACUUUGUGAACUUCUGGAGCAAGACAGGAAGUUCAAUUUUGAUGAAAAAUGUUUGACAGCCUUCCUGGAGCUCAAGUUGAGGCUGGUGUCCGCACCCAUCAUUCAAAGCCCAGAUUGGAGUCUUCCUUUUGAACUAAUGUGUGACACCAGCGACUUCGGCUUGGGAGUAGUUCUUGGGCAGCGAAAAGACAAAGUCUUCAGAACUGUUUACUACACUAGUAGAACUUUUACUCCGGCACAAGCCAACUACACAGUGACGGAGAAGGAGAUGCUGGCAGUUGUAUUUGCAUGUGACAAGUUUCGUUCGUAUCUAAUAUGUUCCAAAGUCACAGUCUUCACUGAUCAUUCAGCAAUCAAGCAACUCUUUGCUAAGAAGGAUGCAAAGCCAAGACUAAUUAGAUGGGUACUAUUGCUCCAAGAAUUUGACCUUGAGAUCAAGGACCGGAGAGGAAGUGAUAACAAGGUGGCUGACCACCUAUCUCGAUUAAAGAGAGCAAGCCCACAAGAAGGAGAUCAUAUCAAGGAGACAUUCCCUGAUGAGCAGCUUCUAAUGAUCGCUGAAAAACAAGCUCCUUGGUUUGCAGAUAUUGCAAACUACCUGGCUGCCGGAAUCGAGCCAUACCACUUGAAUCACCAAGGGAGAAAGAGGUUCCAUCAUGAAGCUAAGCAGUAUUUCUGGGACGACCCUUUGCUCUACAAAAGGUGUUCUGACCAAUUACUUCGAAGGUGUAUCCCUGAAGGAGAACAACAGAAAAUACUGGAGCAAUGCCACAAUUCCCCUUAUGGAGGACACUUUGCUGGAGCAAGAACAACAACUAAAGUACUGCAGUCAGUUGACUAUGUGUCGAAAUGGGUAGAAGCUGUUGCUACCCCCACUAAUGAUGCCAGAAAAGUGCUGAAGUUCAUCAAAAAGAAUAUUUUCACUCGAUUUGGAACCCCUAGAGCAAUCAUCAGCGACAGGGGUACACACUUCGUGAACAAACAAUUCCAAUUGCUCCUGAAGAAAUAUGGAGUGCAGCAUAAAAUUGCCACCCUUACCACCCACAGACCAGCGGGCAGAUGGGAGGGACCUUAUGCAAUCAUUGAAGCACUUCCCAAUGGAGCAUUUGCCAUUGCUCAUGAAACAUCUGGAGCAACGCUCAGGGUAAAUGGACACAGACUCAAGAAGUAUAAUAGAGGGAUCAAGGAGCAUGAGAAACUAACUUCUCAUCUCGAUGACCCAGCUGAAGUCUGA
Messenger RNA from Gastrolobium bilobum, 1419 nucleotides. RefSeq lists its product as uncharacterized. Gene Ontology annotation, biological process: DNA integration. The record is from RefSeq and is a predicted model, not a curated record. The transcript is spliced from 3 exons. Bases 1 to 1419 code for a protein of 472 amino acids. NCBI's taxonomy places the organism in Eukaryota, Viridiplantae, Streptophyta, Magnoliopsida, Fabales, Fabaceae. Gene Ontology annotation, molecular function: nucleic acid binding.